This is a messenger RNA of Chionomys nivalis (European snow vole), 1868 nucleotides long. RefSeq names its product C-type lectin domain containing 5A (gene Clec5a). Gene Ontology annotation, molecular function: virus receptor activity. The record is from RefSeq and is a predicted model, not a curated record. The transcript is spliced from 7 exons. Bases 124 to 807 code for a protein of 227 amino acids. NCBI's taxonomy places the organism in Eukaryota, Metazoa, Chordata, Mammalia, Rodentia, Cricetidae. Gene Ontology annotation, biological process: innate immune response.
CCCUCUUUGCCCUGCCUGUUCCUUUGCCAAGAGCACUGAACAGAAAGAGUUGUUUGCUUGAAGAUGCAGCUGGCACAGUGAGGUUGUGAACAAGGAUGGUACCCACUGCCUGAGCAGGAGCCUAUGCUCAGGAGACAAGGAACCCUGCUCACCUCACAAGUAUUAACUGAUCACAAAGGCUCCUAUCUGUAUGCCAAGCCAGACUUUCAGAGAGAGAUCAGAAUCCCCAUCAUCAUGAACUGGAACAUGAUCAUCUCGGGGUUUAUUAUAGUAGUGAUAAAAGUUGCUGGAAUGACCGUAUUUCUGCUGUAUUUCCCACAGGUUUUUUGCAAGAGUAAUGAUGGCUUCAUCCCCACGGAGAGCUACGGAACCACUAAUGGGCAGAAUGUCUCACAGAUCUUUGGGAGAAAUAACGAAAGUGUCAUGCCCACAAGGAGCUAUGGAACAGGCUGCCCCAAAGACUGGGAUCUUCAUCAAGGGAGCUGCUUCUUCUUCUCCACCUCUGAAUCAUCUUGGAAUAACAGCAGGGAUUACUGUGCCACCAGAGGAUCCACACUGGCAGUUGUCGACACACCAGAGAAACUGAAGUAUCUUCAGGACAUAGCUAAUGCCGAGAAGUACUUUGUUGGUUUGACACGUCAGCCAGGAGGAAAACGGUGGCGCUGGAUCAACAACUCUGCAUUCAAUGGCAAUGUUACGAAUGAGAAUCAGAACUUCCACUGCGUCACUAUAGGCUUGACAAAGACCUUUGAUGCUGCAUCAUGUGACAUCAGCUACCGCUGGAUCUGUGAGAGGACUUCCAAAUGAUCAUGGGUCUCUACAACAAGAGCAAAUAUAUGUCUACAAAGACAGCAAAAGAGAUUACUUGCAACUGAAAGUAGCCCAGAAAAUACAGAACAUCCAAGACUGUGCCAAUCUCCCAUAGGCUGCUGGUAGAGCUUCCCGGUAAAUCCUCAGGGUCAAUACGCUAUUCCCUUUCACACGCACCUUCACACAACAGGAGAAUUCCUGCUCUACUCCGGGCACUCCCCAAGACCACACUUGCUUUGCCAGGGGACUGGAUUUCAGUCAUCUCAGUAUGCAGGGCCAGCUUUCUGGAGAUGAAUUUGAUGCAGAAAUGAAAUCUAUUUCUGAGGAGUUGAGCAUUUUGACUGACCAAUGGGGCUUUGCCUGUAGACAGGCUCUAUUUCAUCCUUCGAGCACAUGCCUGUGCUACUGAGAAGAAACUGCAAGCAGAAGAGAUGAGGCCUGUGAAAAGGCAGUGUGGGUAGAAGAUAAACUCAGCUUCACGACCUCCCGCACGCUCAGAAGUCUCCAUUCCCAUAUUCCUCCCUAGAAGCUAAGGAAGAAGAAGCCUUCCUCUGUCUGAAUUGAGACCAAGGCUCUUGGGAGGACCUCUACAAUUCAACUUGGAGCUGAAAAAAUAGUGUGGGCAUGAAGAGGUUUUGUAUAAGACAGAAAAGAGGAGGGAAAGGGAAAGGGAAGGAAAAGAAGGGGAGAGGAGGAGAGGAGAAAGAAGGGAAAAGGGAGGAAAGAAAGGGGAUGGGCAUGAGGGACAGGGAGAGGAGGGUAACUGAAAAAAUUCUAUUAUGACAUAACUCCUUUUCUUUAUAAGAAAGGGCAAAAUGGAGACAAAUGGAAAUCCUGAGAGAUGAAGUAGGGGGCUUGUUUGAUCACUAUGAAAGAAAGGGAAGAAAAAUGUAAAAAAAAAAAAAGUCUCAAUCUUCUUUACUAAUCUCUGUGUUCACAAAGAGAUAGCAGCUGUUUUUGAAGCUAGAGUAAUCAGAAGCAAUGCAUUGGUUGAGUAAUGAGAAGCUUAUAGAAAAGUUGAAGGAAUUGAAGACACCCAACAACUCUGCAUUUGCAAC